Musa acuminata AAA Group (dessert banana) is the source of this 774-nucleotide messenger RNA. Its product is annotated as transcription factor MYB4-like. Bases 1 to 774 code for a protein of 257 amino acids. The record is from RefSeq and is a predicted model, not a curated record. The transcript is spliced from 3 exons. NCBI's taxonomy places the organism in Eukaryota, Viridiplantae, Streptophyta, Magnoliopsida, Zingiberales, Musaceae.
AUGGAGUUAUUGGUGUCUAUUUAUGGUGGGAUGUGCCGCAUCGUAAGAGACGUGGGAAGAAAGGAAAGAAUAGAGAUGGUGAAGAAGAGGGAGAACGAGGGGAAGAAGAAGAAGAGUGUCAUGGCGUGGAAGAGAGGCGCAUGGAGUGCUGAGGAGGACCGGAAGCUGGUGGAGUACGUGACUGCCCAUGGUGACAAGAAGUGGAGAACCCUAGCGGCCAAAGCUGGGUUAGAUAGGUGCGGAAAGAGUUGUAGACUAAGAUGGCUGAACUAUCUAAGGCCAGGAAUCAAGAGAGGCAACAUGUCUGAAGAGGAAGAGGACCUCAUAAUUAGAUUGCACAACCUACUCGGCAACAGAUGGGCGCUAAUUGCUGGAAGACUACCAGGGCGAACAGAUAACGAGAUAAAGAACCACUGGAAUACCCACUUGAGCAAGAGAUCCCUCACCAUUCAGGAUCUUAAUGCCAAGAUGAACCAGAAACUGGAGAGCUCUUCCGGCGUCGCCAGCCCAUCACCGGCGCUUGCAUCUGAUGCGCUCCCAGUGCUGCACUUGACGGCUGAUGGAUCGGAGCUCAACGUCGGGCAGCCAUUUGACUUCACGUUAAACUGGAAUGCGACUGUAAAUGAGUUUGAAGCCGAAGGCUAUGGCUUUGCUGAUCACGAGGAGCUCUUCCGAGGUGGGUCUUCGGUGGAUGCACACCGCCACCACCUGCCGCUGGAGUUGGAUGAAUUGAGUGAGUUCAUCGACUGUGAGGAGUACUACUUUGUCAGCUAG